This is a messenger RNA of Hermetia illucens (black soldier fly), 7307 nucleotides long. RefSeq names its product rap guanine nucleotide exchange factor 4 (gene Epac). Gene Ontology annotation, molecular function: guanyl-nucleotide exchange factor activity. The record is from RefSeq and is a predicted model, not a curated record. The coding region runs from base 1579 to 4584 and encodes 1001 amino acids. Gene Ontology annotation, cellular component: plasma membrane. The transcript is spliced from 21 exons. Gene Ontology annotation, biological process: Ras protein signal transduction; positive regulation of GTPase activity. NCBI's taxonomy places the organism in Eukaryota, Metazoa, Arthropoda, Insecta, Diptera, Stratiomyidae.
AUCAUCGAGAAUUACAUUCAACGCGUUUGAACGUUUUAGGCUUCCCUGUAACCAUUUCUACUGAGCAGACUCUGUUCCCAGUUAGAAGUGAGACCAGGUAGGAAACGGAAUGAAGCGAGCAAUUUCGCGUAAGUUGUAAUGUGUCACCAAAGUCUGGACGGAACUGGUGCGAAAAUCUUAAAGCAGUUCGUUUUGAGAGUUUACUGAAGGUGGUCGGUGAUCGGGAUUCUCGCGCAAACAGAAAGUAUCUUUUAGGAACUUAGUGAUUAUAAUGUUCUUCCACUUCAGUGGGUUGUUUCGAGAACGGAAAAUAUAUUGGACUCCGCGGCUUUUGAUUCCUCAUAUGGAGUGCUUUUGAAUCUUAAGAUACAGCUAAGCCUAAAUCUGGUGUCUAAGCUGUUGACGAUUGGCAAACUAGUAUCUGAAUCAACCUCGUUUUCUAUAGCGCCAGCCUACGUGCCACUAUCGGUUCGAUAUAAUAACUCCUCUGCGCUGAACAUAGUCUUUGGCGUGUGACUGAACAUUCGGCGUGCUAAUGGAGUAGGCUGACUGCCGCGGAAAGUAACGGACGCUACCAAACUUUGCUUCAACAAGAAUGGCGCCAAGUCGUUAAGAAGCAUCUUAUGGUUCACUACUAACGUUCGUCUUGUGAAAUGUUCUACAUAUCCCCGGGUGGAAUUUAAUAAGGACGUGAAGUUCCAAACUUGUGCAUUUCUCGAAUUUUUUUCUGGAAUUUAAAAAAGAAUUUAAUAAUACAAAUCGCUAUCAUACCGGUUGGUGUGGGCAAUCUUUUGUGGAAUUUCACCUUCUAAAGUUACUAAAGUGCGUGUGCGGGCGCUUGAAGACGCGAGCGAUUUAUUGGAGCAAUUUUUACAUGAAAUCUUAAAAUUUGGAAAAGUUUUGUAAGUGUCAGAUAUAAAGGUGAUUUGUUGAUAAAAAUCGUAAUAAAUCCGAAGAAAAGUGGAUGAGGUAAACGACUCCGAAAUAAAUCAAAGUUGAGAAAUUUUGUAUUGUGGAUAAAUUCUGUGGAGAGUCGUUAAGUGUUCCAUUCAUCAUUUAUGAAAGCAAUAUCUGCAGCAAUAUCCAAUCUAUUGAUAUUGAUCCAGUCGUCGUAGGCCAGAUAUCCGCACUAAAUACUUUGCGGCCCACAUGUUUUUAAUAGACCUGGACCGGCUUUGAUUCCGGCAACUAGCUUCGGCCGCAACGUUCCGCGCGACGUAAUGUCUUGGAAAAUUUAAUUGCUUAUAUCCCCAUUGACUCUUUGGAAGGUUCGUGCCUAAAAGGCUCCAAUUGCUAUCAGUCGCUUGAAAUCUUGUGCCAACAAAUCCAUCCAAAAGACUCAUUUUGUGGACACACGCUAGCCCAGUGUCUAUAUAUGGUUCAUUCAAUUCAUGGUAUUUGUCCAGCUGUAAGAGCUAAGGCUUCCCAUGUUUGUCGCCGUGAAGUGCGACUAGACGGAACUCGAACCAAAAGUGAAAAUAAAGGACACGGAACAAAGGAAGUCCUGCGAGUGUUGGUCGCGUGAACGGCCCACAUCACACAACGCCCAAGCAAUAAGUAACUGAAAAAACAGCCAAUAUGGCCAUGGAGUGGAUAACAGCUAUCGAUAAGAGACCGUGCGAUAGGAAUCUACGAGAUGCCGAGCUCAUAUCCUGCCGUCUCCGAAGAGUGGAGCCACUUUGUCGUUUACCGGGAUCUGCCUUACAGCAGUUGGCUAUGUGCGGUUUCUAUGAAGACUUGGAGAAAGGUGUAACAUUGUUUCGAGCCGGAGAGCAAGGUCGUUUCUGGUAUGCCGUCCUGGGUGGCUCGUUGGAAGUACGUUAUCAUGCACCUGACACCGAGAGCAAGACUCCGGUUACGCUAUGCAACCUAGGAGUGGGUGCAACGUUUGGAGAAUCCAUUCUUCAUGACUUGCCGCGAGACAGUACGGUCGUAACAAAAACAACGUGCGAGUUACUACGUGUUGAACAGCAGGACUUUCGUUUAAUCUGGGAGAAAAACAAGGAGUUAAUGAACGACAUCAUCACAAACAAUAGCAAGUUAAAGAAUGGUUUCGGUCAGGGCGUAAGUCCUGCAGCGCCCCCAUCACCCACGAAACGGCCACUGAGUCCAGAUCACCCCAAUCCGGCGUUCCCAAUAACUGAGUCACCGAGUCCUGCUAUGUCCCGGAUGGGAUGGGCGCUCAGAACUCUUCUCGUUGCUGAUAGUGGUAGCUGUCUUCGUGAUAGAAAGGUGUCUGGAAAAUUAAUUAGAAAGUGUGCCCCAGGAACGGAGUUGGUUGACUGGCUCCAGAAUUUAUCGCCCAUAGUUCACACCAGAGCCCAGGCAGCGGGGAUGUGGCAGGCCCUCCUAGAGGAAGGAGUCUUGGCACAUGUUAAUAAGGAACAACCAUUUAAGGAUAAGUGCUUUUUGUAUCGGUUUCGUGUUGAUGAGGAGGGAACGGGCGGCGGUCCUCCACAAAGUGAUGAUAUAAACGCCGCCAAUGAGCACGUUCGAGAAGCUUUAAGUAACCUCUUACAUCGAGGACCAGAUGCUACGCUACGAAUGAUUUUGAGAAAACCGUCACACGAAAGGACACAGGAGGAAUUAGAAUUAGUCUUCGAGGAACUUUUGCAUAUAGCAGCGCUGAGUCAUUUAUCAACUAGUAUUAAACGUGAACUAGCGUCGAUAAUUGUUUUUGAAGCACAUGCGCAGGCGGGAACAAUACUCUUUAAUCAAGGUGACGAAGGUCGCUCGUGGUACAUUCUCCUGAAGGGAUCCGUUGACGUUGUAAUUCACGGUAAAGGAACAGUAGCUACCCUCAAGGAAGGUGACGACUUCGGAAAAUUGGCGUUAAUAAAUGAUGCGCCACGAGCUGCUACCAUUGUACUAAAAGAAAACAAUUGCCAUUUAUUACGGGUGGAUAAGGAGUACUUUAAUCGUAUUUUACGUGACGUCGAAGCGAACACGUUACGACUUCAAGAACAUGGAAAGGAUGUUCUGGUAUUGGAAAGGGUAGCUAAGCAGCGAGGACAUUCUGCUUUUAAAUACACCGUCAUGUCCGGAACACCGUCAAAAAUGCUAGAGCAUUUGCUUGAAACACGAUUAGGAGGACAAGUGGGACCAAAUGAUCCAUUUUUGGAUGACUUUUUAUUAACACACAUAGUAUUUAUGCCAGUACCGCAACUAGUCGAUGAUUUAGCGAAUUAUUUUCAUAGCGAAGGUGAAGGUUCGCAGAGUCCCGAGGAUCGGGAGUAUAUGAUAACGUUCCGUAAACGUGUCGUUCAAUUUGUACAAAAAUGGGUUAUUGCAGUGCGACAUGCUGUAUUCGAUGACCCGAUUGUCUGUGAUUUUAUUGAGGAUUUGGCCAGCGAGGUUGAGGUUGAUCCGGAGCUGAGUGAAGAAGCCGGAAUAAUUCAUCAUGUCCUCACACAAUUAUCUCGAUAUCAAGAAGAUAGGAAUAUGCACGCUGGCCAGAAAUGGAAACUUCCACCAAAUGGUCAGCCAAUUUGUCUGUUCAGUGGAAACCCCACAUCUUCAAGGACAGUUAUCCGACCGGAUGAUGAUAUUAUUUUCCGUGUUUACUGUGCCGACCACACUUACUGUACCCUGCGCUUCCCCCUCCACACUACCGCUGAGAUAAUAAAAGCAUGUGCGGCCGACAAACUCCAGCUAAAUCGAGGUCCAGAUGAUUUGCAACUGGUUGAGGUUAAAUCUAAUGGCGAACGGUCAAUAUUCAAGGACACAGAUGUUAGCGUUCCAACCGGGCUGAGCCUUAAUGGACGGAUUUUCGUAUCGACCAAGGACCAUCUCGAUGCUCUGACACCUUUACCCGAACAAGAGGGCCCGACGGAAGGACUAGACAUCGACAUUGAAGUGCUGAGUACGAAGGAGCUGGCAUACCAUAUAACCCUUUUUGACUGGGAUCUGUUUUGGGCCGUUCAUGAAUAUGAAUUACUCUAUCACACUUUCGGACGUCAUCACUUUGGAAAGAUAACAGCGAAUCUCGACGUUUUUAUUCGGCGUUUCAAUGAAAUUCAAUAUUGGGUUGUUACAGAAAUCGUUUCAACAGCGAGUAUGGGGAAGCGAGUUGCUUUGUUACGAAAGUUCAUUAAACUGGCGGCUUACUGCAAGGAAUACCAAAAUUUAAAUGCAUUCUUUGCGGUUGUUAUGGGACUGUCGAAUAUGGCGAUAUCGAGACUGCAACAAAGCUGGGAUAAAUUACCGUCAAAGUUUAGAAAGUUGUAUCAAGAAUUUGAGGCAUUAAUUGAUCCUAGCCGAAAUCAUCGAGCCUACAGAGUCUUCGUUGGAAAGCUGCAACCACCAGUAAUACCCUUCAUGCCGCUGCUAUUAAAGGAUAUGACGUUUGCACAUGAAGGUAACAAAACGAGCCUGGAUGGCCUAGUAAACUUCGAGAAAAUGCACAUGAUGGCGCAAACAAUGCGAACGAUUAGAUUUUGCAGAUCUCGACAUUUAGUAUUGGAUCCACCAUCACCGAAAAGUGAAGGGGAAGUUCGUUCGUAUAUAAGCUGCUUGCGAGCCAUUGAUAAUCAGCGUGUCCUGAUGGCCAUGUCACAGAAGAUUGAACCCAACCGCAAAGUAUAAGAUUUUUAGUAGACAUAAAAGUUAUCUUAACUUAUGGAUAUAAUAUCUGCUUGUGGGGUCAUACCCUAGGCACAUGUAUAUUUUUUUAUGGUACAAAUUAUGCUUUUUAUUUAUAUCGCACUGUUUUGUAGUUUUUUAUUUUAUUUUUUUGUUACUUUAAGUUAAUUUAUUUUUAAAAAUGCUUGCGAAUUUCGUAAUUUGUAUUCUGUAUUUUUAUAUUGUAUAAAUUGUUUUGUACUAUUUGUGAUAAUCUAAUAUAGUUUUAAUAAACCAAAAUCGCAUAGUUAUAUUAAAUCUAUCGUAAAUAUUGAAUAUCAUUUAUCACUAUUAAAUAUUGUUUUGGAUUCGCUAGUAUUGUCUUCGAUAGAAGUAGGAUUGGAGGAAAAUUUGGUAUUUAUAUACAAAAAUUAUAAAACGAAGUCUUAUGAAUAUUCAUUGGAGAAUAACAGCUAAAAUAUUUUAUGGUAGAAUCAUACAAAUAUGCGCAGGACGACAGUCAGCAUAAACUUUAGAAGAGUUUAAAAAUUGGUGGCAAGAAUUAACGUAUUUCGAAAUUGACUCUAAUCUUAAUAACGAUUGGUAACUGUCAUAACACUGAUAUACGUUGAACACAAAUCCAAGGCGAAUAAAUUUGUUAAUGUUAGAAAUAUUUACAAAAAAAAAGUAUAUAUUUAGAUCUGUGAUUGGCAAAUUAAAUUUAAACAAAAAUAUUUUAGAGAGAAGGAAAUAUAUGUCAGAAAAGUUUUAAACGGAAGUAUAAGAUGAAUUCAAAAGUUGUAACAAUAGCGAUAAGUUUGGGAAAAAUGAAUUUUGUAACACGCAGUCGUCGAUUUGAUAAUAAAUAUUGUUAGUUCUUCAAAUGAAUGUUUUAAUACUAUUACAAACUUGAACUUGUAAACGCAGGUUGUCGAGUAAACCACUCCUACGCUAAGUCUACUCUUUCGAGAAUUUCCCAUAAUAUUUUAUUAGUUUUAUUUUUUUUUUUACCCAGGUUUUUUUUAUUGUUUUUUUCUGUAUCUACUAACGUUUUUGUUGAAACUCUGAUCUGUGAGAUAAAAUCAUCGGCAACCUGUGAGAUUACAACACUCUACAGGCUACUUAUGUUAAAAGUAAGAAGACAUAGUUGAACAAUUUUAAUAAGAGCGAAACCAAAAGUUUGUUUAAUAUAAUUUUCAGACUAGACAAACUCGAAAACAAAAUAAAUUGGAAGCAAAGAAAACUGGAUAAGGGACCCCAAUAAAUUAAUGUUAAUUAUAGAAAUAAACAAGAGAAAAGUAAAUCUUGGCUCUAUGUGAAAAUAAAAUGAUUGUAAGACUCAAUUCUUUAUUGAUUCAAUGUGAAUUAUGGUUUUGUUAAAUGAAGUUUACCAUCUAAAUUACCUUCAACCGAAUUUCUCAGCCUUUCAUUGGAUGUAAAGCUUUUUUACAGUCAUGUCUUUGUAUUUCCUUUUCAUUAUAAAAACGAAAUAUGAAAGCAAUAAACAAGACUUAAAUCUAGGGAAUUUCUUCAGUAGUUUAAAAUUGUACAAGGAAAUUAUAUGAAACUAGUAGAAUGUCUCUCAAUAUUAACAAUUCAUCACUAACUAGAGGAAUUGGUUGCCAGGCAGGGUUCAUAUUGGUUUUGAAACAAAAACAAAAUUGAAAAUCAGUGGUCAUUGUAGCUAAGCAAUCAAUACCUUUUUUCCUUAGCACAUCUACGUAACGUUGUUAAAUAUUUCCAUAAUCAGAUAUACAAGCAUAUGUAAUAUGUAUUGAGAUGUUCAUCUUCCUCUCUAAGUUCUGUUUUCAAAGAAUGUCCUUUUGAAAUUGAUUCCAAACAAAUAUGUAACAUAAUUUUCUAAAUUCUCAGUAACAAAAGUGAAAAAAAUAACCUAAACCGGUAAUGUAUGAACUUACCUUUAAUGUUACGAGUACAGAUUGGCUGAAUGUGAUUAGAAUUGACAAUCCAAAUCAAAAUCUUAAUCGGAUAUUACUAUAAAAAUAACAUUAGAUCUAACUUUCAAAGAUAAAUGAAAACGGAGGGUGAAAACUUUAAUUUUGUAAACAAGGAUGAAUGUUUUUCUAAAAAUACUAAUUUUGUCAAAUCCGGUUUCCCGUCAAACUCAGAUACAAUUUAACAUCAAAAUAGAUAAAAAUAGAAAAUUUUACGUAUCUUUCUUACAUUUUCUCACUACAUUUUUUCGAACUUUGAUACUCCAAUAAUAACAGUUUUUUGAAAAUUAAUAAUAUCAACUAAAAAUUUACUCACUGUAAGAUAAAGAAAAACUCCAAGAUAAGAUUACGUUGAAGUCGAUUUUUCUUGAAAUUUCCUGAUUUUGAGACAAAUUUUCCACAUAGAAUUUGAUCAUUUAAUUGAUAGUUUUGGAAAAUAUAAGAAUAAUUUCGAGCUCUUCCUAUAUGAAUAAUUAUUCAAUUCAAACUUAUGAUAUUAAUAAAAAACACAAUACCCCACUGUUAACAUUUACAAAACACCAAAAAAUAUAUUUCUAUUGUUAGGAUUUUUUAUUUCUGAAAUACUUUGAAAGCUUUGUUAAUUUGCGUCCAUGCUUUGCAACUGUAUACAAGACACUUCGAAAAUUACCAUUCUAUUUUUUCUAAAUCUAAUAUGAGUAGUUUUUAGUGGAGGCAUGAUAUACAUACUGAAAAUAAAACUUUGUAUUGAAUCUUUCUCAUAAUGUCCAAAAUUUAAGAUUGAAAAUCGAAUAAAGAGAAAAAAAUAUUCAA